This is a messenger RNA of Symbiodinium sp. CCMP2592, 2070 nucleotides long. Lineage: Eukaryota; Dinophyceae; Suessiales; Symbiodiniaceae. The record is from the annotation of a GenBank genome assembly.
AUGGCGGACACUUCGAUGGAAAUCGAAGUUGUGAGCCCCCUCGACUCCAAAGCAUCUUUGCCCAGCCUCCCCGCUGGCUCCUCGAAGCGCUCCUCCGUCGAUGCGGGGAAUUUGUCCCCAAGCGCCCAGGCUUUACGAUCGCCUAUGGCCUCAGGUGAGUACAGCAGUGCACUGGCGAGCUUUGAGGGCGCGUUGACCGAAAACUCCGGCAGACAAAGCCCCGGCUACCAUUCUUCGAUGGACAGCCCCAGCCCCAGCUUCCGCUCCAAGCGUGUCCAAGGCGGCAUUGGCAGCAACUUCAUUAAGGCCAAGCAGGUUGAUGAAAUGUCCAACCAUUCCAGCUAUGCUGGCAAGGUUCGCGCUUCUCUGCUGAAGUUUGUGCAAAGCACUCGGUUCGCGAACUUCAUGGCUUUGGUAGUGCUGGUCGAUGCGUCCUCAUUGAUCGUGGACAUCGACUCGAGAGCUGUGGGUGAAACACCGCCUCGGGCUCUCAUGCUGAUGUCGGACCUAUGCUUAGCUCUUUACACAGCAGAGUUGGUUAUGCAGGUAAUGCUUCGAGGUUGCCAUAUUCUGAGUCACUGGCUGGUAGCGAUCGAUGCAAUGAUCAUCGGCUGCGGCUACGCAGAGCUGGUUCUGAAUGCCCUCCUGACGAGUGAGACGCUGCAGACGAUCAGCUUCUUCAGCAUGCUCCGCGUGCUGCGACUGGCCCGAAUUCUGCGGCUGGUGCGGCUGCUGCGGAAGGCACCGCGCUUGCGGGAGCUACAGAAGCUAGUCACCAUGAUGGCGACCUGCUUGAAAGCACUGGUGUGGUCCUUCGUCUUCUGCUUCGUCAUCAUGACCGUCUGGGCCAUGCUUCUCGUGGAGAUCGUCGGCCCCCUGAUCCAGACUCUUAUGGAAGAUCCGGAUCACGAGCUAUGGGGUCGCUGCGGGGAGGAGUGUAAACUGUUGACCACCUCCGUCAUGCGGGCGAACGUCCUGCUUUUUAAGACUGUCAUUGCAGGGGACAGCUGGGGACUUAUCGCAGUCCCCGUGAUCAUGGAAUAUCCUGCGACGGCCAUCAUUUUCAUGGGCUCGCUGCUGACCUUGGUCUUUGGCGUGCUGAACCUCAUCGUAGCUGUCGUUGUGGACACUUUUGCGGAAGCGCGAGAGAGGGAUGUCCUGAAUCUGGCAGAAGAGAUGGAGAGAAACCAUGAAAACGACAAGAAGUUUCUGCAGAAGGUCUUCGAACGGAUAGACGAAGACGGCAGUGGUGAGCUCACGCUUGAAGAGCUCGUAGAGGGCGCCAGGAAAGACCAAGAGUUCCAAAGUCGACUGAGGGUCAUGGACAUCGAUGAGGUCGAUUUGCAGCAGCUCUUUGAGAUGAUCGACGUGGACGGAUCUGGCGCCAUUGAGGCCGCAGAGUUCAUCGCCCCGCUCAGCCGCUGGGUUCACGACUCGAAGACCGCGCCGAGAUUCAUCAAGUACAACAUGCUGCGGACCAUGCAGCAGCAGGAAGAGAUUUACCGGCAGUCGCAAUUCCACUACAAUGCCCUCUCCGUCAGAAUGGAAGAGCUUUAUCAGGCGAUCGAAACCAUCAACCAGGGCCGGCAAGCGCAGCUGGACGAUAACGCCGAACCGGUCUCCUCGGAGCUGGUCGCAGAGGAGCAGCCCGAUCCGGAGCCGCGGGAUCGCAAGAUGUCGAUGAUGUCUCAAGCGACAGAGCCCCUGGAACCGCUCGAGCGGCAUGAUUCUGCCCGGCAUCUUCCCGAGAUAGCAGAGGGGCCAGAGCAGCCGCAGGCUUCUCUCCAGGCGGAUCUGCGAAAGAUGAGCCGGAAGCCGCCUCAGCCGCUGAGUUUGGGACCCGUGCCUUCGAAGGACAGCACCGACGGAGGCCUCCACGGCCAUUCUCCGGCCGACAGCCACCAGAGCGACACGGCCUUGAAGUCGGCCCUAGAAAACUUGGAGCAGAACCUCUUGGUAGCCACCGAAGGAGCAUUGCGACGAUCCAUGAACUACGUAGAGGUCGCACUACAACAGACGUUGGGUCAGGCGAUCGCCUCUGCCUCGCACUUCCCCACGGCGAAGCCGUAG